GCCCUCUACAGAGACGUCAUGCAGGAGAACUAUGAGAAUGUGACCUCGCUGGCAGGUGAAACAAUGAUAUGUGAGAAAGAGAAGCAGAAUUCUCAUCAGGAAAAUCUUGAGCAAGUGGAUAAACCCAGAGCAUUAUCACAAAGAUUGGAAAGGAAUGUGUCGAGCAGUCAUGAGCAGGGACAAUCGUGUGAGAUUCAGCACAGACCAGAAAGAGAGCAGGGAAACCAGCCAGGGGAGAAAGUGGGUAAAUGUAUUUCAUGUCGAGGAACUCAGAAAGACCUCAAGGAAACCACAACCCCUCAGGAAAUCCUCAUGGGAAAGAGAAAAAAUACAUGCACUGAGUGUGGAAAAAACGUAUGUGACUAUUCAGCCCUUAUAAAGCAUCAGCAACUCCACACAGGAGAGCGGCCCUAUGAAUGCAGUGAGUGUGGGAAAAACUUCACUCGCAGAUCACACCUCAUUAAUCAUCAGAGAAUCCACACAGGGGAGCGACCCUAUAAAUGCAGUGAGUGUGGGAAAACCUUCAAUCGCAGCUCACACCUUACUAAUCAUCAGAAAAUCCACAUAGGGGAGAGACCCUAUGAAUGCAGUGAGUGUGGGAAAAGCUUCACUCAGAGAUCACACCUUACUCGGCAUCAGACAAUCCACACAGGGGAGAGGCCCUAUGAAUGCAGUGAGUGUGGGAAAAGCUUCAAUCACAGCUCUGCCCUUUCUGAACAUCAGAGAAUCCACACAGGGGAGAAGGCCUAUGAAUGCCGUGAGUGUGGGAAAAACUUUACUCAAAGAUCAGGCCUUUUUCUCCAUCAGAGAAUCCACACAGGGGAGAGACCCUAUGAAUGCUGUGAGUGUGGGAAAACCUUCAGUCACAGUUCACACCUUAGGAAUCAUCAGACACUCCACACAGGGGAGAGGCCCUAUGAAUGUCGUGAGUGUGGGAAAAGCUUCACUAGCAGCUCAGCCCUUUCUGAACAUCUGAGAAUCCACACAGGGGAGCGGCCCUAUGAAUGCCAUGAGUGUGGGGAAAGUUUCAUGGUCAGCUCAGCCCUUUCUGAACAUCAGAGAAUCCACACAGGGGAGAAGCCCUAUGAAUGCAGUGAGUGUGGGAAAACCUUCAGUCGCAGCUUGUGCCUUUUUCAACAUCAGAGAAUCCACACAGGUGAGAGGCCUUAUAAAUGCAUUGAGUGUGGGAAACGCUUCACUACCAGCUCAGCCCUUUCUCAACAUCAGAGAAUCCACACAGGGGAGAGGCCCUAUAAAUGUAUUGAGUGUGGGAAAACCUUCACUACCAGCUCAGACCUUUCUAAACACCAGAGAAUCCACACAGGGGAGAGGCCCUAUGAAUGCCGUGAGUGUGGGAAAAGCUUCAAUCAGAGAUCAACCCUUAUUAAGCAUCAGAGAAUCCACACAGGAGAGAGGCCGUAUGAAUGCCUUGAGUGUGGGAAAACCUUCAAUAGCAGCUCAAGCCUUCUUAGGCAUCAGAGAAUCCACACAAGAGAGAGGCCUUAUGAAUGCAGUGAGUGUGGGAAACGCUUCACUACAGACUCAGCCCUUUUUCAACACCAGAGUAACCACACAGGCAAGAGGACCUAUAAAUGCAGUGAGUGUGGGAAAACCUUCACUACCAGCUUAGCCCUUUCUGAACAUCAGAGAAUCCACACAGGAGAGAGAGAGAAUAGAUGCAGUGAGUGUGGGAAAAACUUCAAUUACCGCUCAGCCCUUAUUCGACAUGAGGUAAUCCACACGAAAGAGAGACCCUACGAAUGCUGUGAGUGUGGGAAAAGCUUCAAUCGUACGUCCGUACUUAUUAGACAUCAGCGAAUACACAGAGGAGACAAACCCUAUGAAUGCAGUGAGUGCGGGAAAAGUUUCACUCAGAGAUAUGCCCUUAUCUCUCAUCAGAGAAUCCAUACAGGAGAGCGACCCUACAAAUGCUGCAAGUGCGGGAAAAGCUUCACUCAGAGAUCAGCCCUUAUCUCUCAUCAGACAACGCACACGGGAGAGCGACCCUACGAAUGCUGCGAGUGUGGGAAAAGCUUCGCUCAGAGCUCAAACCUUACUAUACAUCAGAGAAUCCACACAGGAGAGCGACCCUAUGAAUGCAGUGAGUGUGGGAAAAGUUUCACUCACCUCUCCUCCCUUAUCUCUCAUCAGAGAGUCCACACAGGAGAGAGACCCUAUGAAUGUUGCGAGUGUGGGAAAAGCUUCUCUCGGAGCUCAAACCUUACUACUCAUCAGAGGAUCCACACAGGAGAGAGACCCUAUGAAUGCAAUGAGUGCAGGAAAAGUUUCACUGACAUCUCCUCCCUUAUCUCUCACCAGAGAGUCCACACAGGAGAGCGACCCUACGAAUGCAGUGAGUGCGGAAAAAGCUUCUCUCAGAGCUCAACCCUUAUUAUACAUUACAGAAUCCACACCGGGCAGAGACCCUAUGAAUGUUGCGAGUGUGGGAAAAGCUUCACUCAUAGCUCAGGCCUUUCUAAACAUCAGAGAAUCCGUAAAGGAGAUAAACUUCAUAAAUGCAGAGAGUGUGGGAAAAACUUCACUCGAAGAUCAGCCCUUUCUGUUCAUCAGAGAAUCCACACAGGCGAGAGGCCCUAUGAAUGCAGUGAGUGUGGGAAAUGCUUCACUAGCAGCUCAAACCUUUUUAAACAUGAGAGAAUCCACACAGGGGAGAGGCCCUUUGAAUGCCUUGAGUGUGGAAAAUGCUUCACUAAGAGCUCAGCCCUUUCUGAACAUCAGAGAAUCCACACAAGGGAGAGGCCCUUUGAAUGCUGUGAGUGUGGGAAAAACUUCAGUUCCAGCUCACAUCUUAUUAGGCAUCAGACAGUCCACACAGGGGAGAGGCCCUAUGAAUGCCGUGAGUGUGGGAAAACCUUCAAUCGCAGCUCACAUCUCAUUAGACAUCAGACAGUCCACACAGGCGAGAGGCCCUAUGACUGCAGUGAGUGUGGGAAAACCUUCAGUUGCAGUUCACAUCUUAUUAGGCAUCAGACAGUCCACACAGGGGAGAACCCUUAUGAAUGCAGUGAGUGUGGGAAAACCUUCAAUCGCAGCUCACACCUUAUUAGGCAUCAGACAGUCCAUACAGGGGAGAGGCCUUAUGAAUGCCGUGAGUGUGGGAAAACCUUCAGUUGCAGUUCGCACCUUAUUAGGCAUCAGAAAAUCCACACGGGGGAGAGAACCUAUGAAAGCAGUGAGUGUGGGAAAACCUUAGGGUCCAAAGACAUUUUGUCCAGCUCCACUUCCUAGUUCAGUGUGUCUCAUUACCGUUCCAGUGGAUGCCAGGGUUAGACUGAGAACAACCAUCCUUCACCGUUUGGAUCCAAAGAGGGCGCUUCAUAGGACAUUCCUUCCCCGUGGAUCCCAAACUGGCUGCCUGAGUGGGUAACAAGGACUUCCAGGCUGUAGAAAUGAUGGUAACCAAUGAGGCAACAAAUGUGUCAGGCUCCAAUUUCAGACUUCUGGGUACUCACAUGUUGAGUCCUGAUUCUAAGGUUUCGUGUCUGAUGCUCUGGUUACACAAUUAAGCUGAUGUUGGUGCAGCUGUAGCACUGCUAUUACAGACGCUCUCCGCCAAUGGGAAAAAUCUCUCCCCAAGAACUUUAUUAGUCCAGCCUGCACAAGUGGCGGUGGCUAUGUAGCCAGGCAAAGCUCUCCUGCUGAUGUAGUGUUAUCUCACAGGGGAGGAGGGUUGUGUAACUACAUUUCUCACCAGUGUGUAUUUUUCACACCCCUGAGCAAUAUAGUUAUACUGAUAAAUGUCUUUAGUGUAGACUAGACCGUAGUUUUCUCUUGUUUUAUGUAUUUACAUCACUUCUCCUCUAUCUCCUCCUACUUUGAAAGAUUUAAAAGUGUGACAAGAGAGGUAUUUUUCCUCAUGAUGCAAACAUUCCCCUAUAGGAAACCCCUUCCACCAACACACAUGGCAAAAGAGCCAGAGAGAUAUGAACUCCCAGAAGUGGUUGGGACCCAAGUUGGGACAAACCACAACUUGAGCUAAGGUUCAGUUGUUGGCAAUGGGGAUUACAAUAAAACUAACGUACGAGAAGAAUUUGUGAUCUUUGAAUAUGUUAUUGGUACCAAUGAAAAUGAAAUUAUAGGUGAAGUUAUUUGGUUAAAGAGUAAGAGACUAAUUGUUUGAUAAUCUGAAUUAUUUUGGAAAACGGAAAGUU
Mauremys mutica (yellowpond turtle) is the source of this 4172-nucleotide messenger RNA. Its product is annotated as zinc finger protein 850-like. The record is from RefSeq and is a predicted model, not a curated record. NCBI's taxonomy places the organism in Eukaryota, Metazoa, Chordata, Testudines, Geoemydidae. Bases 19 to 3249 code for a protein of 1076 amino acids. The transcript is spliced from 4 exons.